CAUAACAAUGCUGUGCACCAUUCUGUAGUUCUUCAAUUAACAAGAUGGCGGACGCCGAGGAACCCGAAAACGUGGAGACCACUCCAGCCAACGAUAUCGUUGUAACAAAAUAUAAAAUGGCUGGAGAUAUGGUUAACGGCAUACUUAAAGAAUUAAUAGCUAAAUGCAAAGAUGGUGUGACUGUUCUUGAGCUUUGCGAGUUUGGCGAUAGCCGGCUCAAUGAGGAAACUUCUAAAGUAUUUAAAAAGGAUAAGGAGAUGAAGAAAGGUAUUGCUUUCCCAACAUGUGUUUCUUUGAACAACUGCAUUUGUCAUUUCUCUCCUCUUAAAUCUGAUCCACCAGUUGUCAUUAAAGAUGGCGAUGUUGUAAAAAUUGAUCUAGGUGCACAUGUAGAUGGUUAUAUUGCUGUUGCUGCCCAUACAGUAGUUGUUGGAGCAACAAAGGACAACCCUGUAACAGGCAGGAAAGCUGAUGUUAUUGUAGCUGCUCAAAAGGCUUUGGAGGUUGCACUUCGCCUUGUUAAGCCCGGCAAUACAAACUAUUCAGCAACAGAUGGGGUACAGAAAGUUACAGAAAACUACAAGUGCAAACCAAUAGAAGGUAUGCUGUCACACCAGCUUAAACGUCAUAUUAUUGAUGGCGAGAAGGCAUUUAUUCAAAACCCAUCAGAGGCCCAAAGGAAAGAACAUGAAUCCUGUGACUUUGAAGUUCAUGAAGUCUAUGCGAUUGAUAUUCUUAUUAGCUCUGGUGAUGGAAAGGGCCGUGAACUUGAUACAAGAACUACUGUUUACAAAAAGAAAGACAUUAUCUACCAGUUAAAGAUGAAAGCUUCCAGACAAUUUUUAAGUGAAACAGACAAGAAAUUUGGACUGAUGCCAUUUACCCUAAGGGCACACGAAGAUGAGAAAAAGGCAAAAAUGGGAGUUUUAGAAUGUGUGAAGCAUGACCUUAUCCAACCUUUUAACGUUCUAUAUGAGAGAGAGGGUGAAUUUGUUGCUCAGUACAAGCAAACAAUUAUUCUUAUGCCAAAUGGCCCACUGAAGAUCACAGGUCUUCCAUUAGAGGAAGGACUGUACAAAACUGAAUACACAGUCACAAAUGCAGAGUCUGUGGCAGUCCUCAGCACAUCUAUAUCAAAGAAAGCUGCCAAGAAGAAGAAGAAGAAAGCAGGCAAGUCUAUGGCAGAGAGCACAGAGAAUGCAGUAGAAGCAGAGGAAGAGGAUUGAGCAAUCACCUCCUUCAUUUUUUUGUUUUGCAUAGUGUCCUGGUUAAGAUGGAUAGUGAAUGUUUUGAAGACAGCCUCGGUGACUGUUGGUUGCAAGGGUGCCUUUGCAUAUUUUCUGUGACAUCUGUUAUUAGAAAGGUUUAUAGUAUCAAAAUAAAUAUUUUGCAACAUCA
This is a messenger RNA of Physella acuta, 1398 nucleotides long. RefSeq names its product proliferation-associated protein 2G4. The record is from RefSeq and is a predicted model, not a curated record. Lineage: Eukaryota; Metazoa; Mollusca; Gastropoda; Physidae.